AUGGAGCUACCCAUUCCCAACAAGCUCGAGAAGCUCUGGGACUUAUGGGAUAUACGGCUCAGCAUUCUGUUAAGCCUCUUAUUGCAAGUUUUCCUGGUACUAUUCACCCCUUUCGGGCAAAGAAGCAGAAACAGUUUCCUCAUGUUGAUCUGGUCCGCAUAUUUGAUUGCUGACUGGAUUGCAACUGUUACAAUCGGACUCAUCACCAAAAGCCACACUGAUUCCCGAGUCAAGCCACAACAAAACGAGGACGUUUUAGCAUUUUGGGCUUCUUUUCUUUUGCUUCAUCUCAGUGGCCCUGAUAGCAUUACCUCUUUUGCUCUUGAGGAUAAUGAAUUAUGGCUCAGAUAUUUGUUUGGACGUCUUUUGCAGGUUUUGGGUGCUGGUUAUAGCUUUUUUCUAACACUUCCUAAGAACCAGCUAUGGCUUCUUACCAUUCUAGUCUUCGUUGUUGGAACUAUCAAAUAUGCAGAGAGAAUGGUUGCUUUGUAUCUUGCAAGCUUGGACUGUUUCGGAUCCACUACAUUGCCUAAGCCAUAUCCAGGUCCUGACUACGAAGAGGCCGUCUCAAUUUACUCCACAACAAGGUCUGUAGAAGUUCUGGAGCAAACAGAGAUUACCAUGGCGCCUGAGUUUGAUGAACUAAAACUAAUGGAUCUUGCACAUUCCCUCUUCGAGAACUUCAAGGGUCUUAUAGUUGGCUUCCUUCUGAGCUCCAAAUAUCGAGAAUCAAGCCAAGAAUUCUUUCUCCAAAGAAAGCCUGAGUUUUUAGUUGAUAAGGAUGAGUUUAAAAAAUUCGAACUCAUCCUUACUUAUUACUUGCUUACUGGAGCUAUAGUUCUUGAUAUUUUCUCAGGAAUUAAGCUCAUUUUCUCUGAUCAUUCGUCGGAGAAAAACAUUGAUGAUCUCAAAAGCUUUAUCUUAGAAGAGCUGAAAAAUAAAUCUUCAAAAGCAAAGACUUUAAGCGAAGCCAUGGAAAAGUGUUCACAAAGAGGGGAUGGUGCUCUAUUUGGUACUCCAAGCUACAUCAAGCUGAAAUGGAGCAUCAGCCAGUUUCAAUACACUGAAAGCCUUCUCCUUUGGCAUUUAGCUACUGAACUUUGCUAUAAUGCUGAAAAGAAAACAAACCCAGAAGGAGAUGAUCGUGAUGAUCAGCAAUAG
Messenger RNA from Ziziphus jujuba (common jujube), 1161 nucleotides. RefSeq lists its product as uncharacterized. Bases 1 to 1161 code for a protein of 386 amino acids. The transcript has 3 exons. Lineage: Eukaryota; Viridiplantae; Streptophyta; Magnoliopsida; Rosales; Rhamnaceae. The record is from RefSeq and is a predicted model, not a curated record.